Messenger RNA from Caenorhabditis auriculariae, 5033 nucleotides. The record is from the annotation of a GenBank genome assembly. Lineage: Eukaryota; Metazoa; Nematoda; Chromadorea; Rhabditida; Rhabditidae.
AUGCUCACUGCUGUGUUUUCUGCAAACUCUGAACUGAAAACAAGGAGUUCUUCUUAUCCGGAGAGCCUCGGGCCCGCCCCAUUAAAGAAAUACGGCGUUUAUAUGGUCCAAGGCCUGAGUGUGGUGUGCGUGUACGUGUGCUCGUGUGUGGGCUCAUAAUAAUUGGUUUAGCAGUUGCGCUAACUGGUUUCUCUGUCGCUUGCCGCCCGAACGCUACGGUAAGCAUUCUGAAGCGACGAUGGGCUCGACUGGCGCCUCGGCGACCUACCACGCGUACGGCGAGCUGAUCCGCACCGCUUCCAUUCAUCCUCUCAUAAGGUUCGUCGUACAGGCUUCCUUUUCUUUUCUUUCGGGUUUUCAAAAAUCUUUUUACAUACUUGUGAGAUUGCAGAACUAAGAAUAAAACUAAAAACGGUUUUAUCUUUCAAAGCUUCAUUAGAACCAUAUAAAUACUGUAGUGGCGAUAAUUCUCAAACUUUGUAAAUUUUUCUUAUUGUUCGAAGUUUGAAGGUCAUAGCUUUGUAGUGGUUUCACAGUAUAAAAAAACGUCUUGUCUCUUUUCCAACUUUUCAUUUCCUUGCGACGAAUUAUUUUUUGCUGAUAAGUUUUUGUCAUGAAUAAACGUGUUGUAUUCAAUCAAAAAAACAUAAAGAUGCAGAAUGAAAUGGAAAAUUGAAAAAAAAAAAUGAUAAAUUUUCUGACCACAUAUUUUUCAUAACCUUUUCUCAAUUUUCAAAAAAUUAAUUAGACAAUUUAAUAAGGGUUUUAAGCAUAGAACCGUCUUCAGUGUUAUUCUCAGUCAUGCGUCUUCAAAAAGUUCAGUAUAUUAGCAGAAAAAUAUUUACUCGUGGCUUUCCCCUUUUUAGAAUUUGACAAAAUAAAAAUGUGGUAGGUUUUUUUUUUCAUCAAUUUUGAUGAGCUUCGAUAAAUUUAUCAAAAACCGCUUCUUGAAUAAUGACAUCAAUGAAAAUGUAAGUUGAAUGUGUUAAUAAUUAAUGAACCUAAAAAACUCAAUUUUAAAACUUAAAAAGCGUGCUCGAGCAAAUUUAUCACGAAUUCCUUCAGCAAAGUUUAUCAUUUAUUCAUUUUUUUCCUGAUUUCUCAUCGCCUCAAGACCAAGGUUACUCGCAUUUGUACUUUUUGAAUCUCAGUCGAUUGGGGAACUGCAGAUCGAAUUAGGGAAGAACACACCAAAAUCUGGAAGAUUUAAUUGGGUCGUCAGCCAAACAAAACGCAGUUAAGCUUCGGACAGAAAGUCUUUUGUUAGUUGCCCUAUCGACUUGAAGAAACUUGGAAGAGUUGUAUUAGAGAAACAUCAAGUAGUUGAAAAUGAAAGGGUAAAAAUGAAACUUUCAGAAGUUGUUCAAUAAAACACAACAACUUGUGCGACAAACGAAGCAGGCAACUUGACAAGGAUCAAGACGAAAGAUCAGGUCGGGUUCUUAUUUUUCAAACUUUUUUAAGUUUUUGCUAAGUAAUUUGUUCUUUUUUUAAUAAUUUCAUGAAAAAGAUUCGAGAGAUAUUGAAAAAUUCCCAAUUGCGCCCACGGCUAUUUCCGGUUUGUUUUUCCUUCAAGAUAUAGAUGUUUUACUACUUCUUUUUUUCAAGCGUUAGGGAUCUGUAAAUAUUAUAUUAAUUGUUAGAUGUUCCUCAUGAGAGAAGCAUAAAUAUCUUGGCGGAAUAGAAAAUGAUCGCCCAAAUUUUUGAGCAGGUUUCCUCACUCGAAUGAACUUUGUUGAAAUAGAUUUUUUUGAAAGCCUAAUGUGAAAUCAGCCCAGCGAAAAAAACUAAAUGUUUAUCUUUUUUUCAAUUUAAUUAUUUGGAAAAAGCUGCUACAAGCAAUGGAUCUAGACUUACUGUAACAAGAAGAAAAUCUAUUUCAGUGUUAAUUCUUUCUUUUUUUCUGUUGACCACGCAAUGAGGCUUACUAAACUGUUCGAAAAGCUGCAAAGUUUUUCCUGAAAGCAUUUCCCGGAGUUAUUAGAAGCGCAUACGUGCAUUCGUUGGGCUUCUGAUAAAAGUCACUGUGCAUCUUUCAUUUCCUACAGCGGUUCUGAGCAAACUACAGUUAGAAAUUCUUGCAAGAGAAGAUGCAGACUGAAGUUUCUCAGCUUAACUAAAACCCAGGUUUUAACAUUUAAAAUGGCCGAAAACACGGAUGGAGGGUGGGAAAAAUGCAAAUGGCAACUACUUGGGCGCGACCUUCAUAACUACUCGAUGUAGUAAGAACGUAGCUCGUAAAACCAUGGAGAUCGACUGCCCAAUCAUGCCGUCAAAACGAUUGGAAGGAAAUGUGAAAACGCAUUGCGAGCCGAUGACGACGUCGGCGGCGAGAUAGACACUGGGAUUGCGUGCCAGUCAUCUCGUGUGUCCUGGUUGCAGUCAUUGGUUGGUAUUCGGCCAGCUUGAUACUCUUUUCUGAGCCGUUCCGACCUCGUCCGUCGCCACCGGAGGCGACUCUCCGUCGGACCGUCCCGACAUGUGCGAUUUACGAUGUGCAGAUGCGCGCUGCUCGUUGCUCCUCUCGACGUCGACCUUCAACGUUUCGGCGACGUCGAGCUAUUCUCUGCACGCGGCUCUUCGCACUGUCAGUCCCGGAUCUGGAAUGUGGCGUGGAGGUUCGUCUCCGACCCUUGUGCCCCAUUCUCAAAGACAAUCGCGCAUUUUCUGUGAUUUGCGACAUUUAGUUGUCUCCCGUUCAAACUUGAGAUUUUAUUGCUUGAUGCCGCUGCGAGUAAUGGGCUUGUUGCUUCUGGAAUGUGAAAUUUUUUUCUAGUUUACUCCUCGAAGCUGGACUUUGAAACUUUAAUAAGCCGACUUUUGAGUUUUUCUUACUUAUUUUUCUGCUAUUCAAAUAAAUUAGAAAUGAAAAGAUUUCAAUAAAAAAAAUUUCGACUGCAGUCAGAUGAAUCUUAUUAAUUUUUUUCCCCAGAUUACAGAUUUUUCCUAUCAAAAAAACUUUUUUUGAUUUUUUUCAGACAUAGACCUUAUUUUUCAGCUCCUGAACACAAUAAGUUCAACCUUCUAAGUUUUGUUAGUUUCAAAUCUUAGAGUAUGAUCAGAAGAAGAAGAAAUUCGGUAGAGUUUUCGAUGGCUCAUGAGUUUUGAAUGCCUUCCAGUGCCGUCGAAAAACGGCUAACCAACGUGAGACCUUUUUUGAAGUUUUAUUUAACAGUCAACCAAGAAGUUUGAGGUUAUAAUUAAUUUUGAGAUGAUGAUUCAAUGAGUUUUUGAACUUAUCUCUUCAGUAAGCUUUUCAAUUGUGGAAAAGAUCUUGCAAAAUAUCGGAUGAGAGUUUAGAAAACAUAUUGAAACUGAGGUGUCGUGAACACUUCCUAGCACGUAAAGUGUUCCACUAGGCAAAGAAAAAUGAAAUUUAAGACGUAUUAUUGUGAAAAUAAGCUUGCAUCUCAAAAUAACGCGCCUUGGAAAACCUUAUUUCUUCGCGUUCUAUCCUGACUCCUGUCUAUUGGAUUGGAUUUUGGCAACGUGUAACAGGAAAAGAGUGAUUUCUGGCUGAGUUGUUUUGGGGGAAAAGAAUGGCUGAUGAUACAAGACUGCCGAUGAGGACAUCACCGAUUAUCGAGAUUUCACGGCGCACUGGUUGAGCUCCCUUGAGACUUGUUAUUCAUGUUCGGUCGUCGCAAUAUUGCAUUUUAUGAAAGGCCCGCCGCAAAACUGUGAACUCAAAACUUGCUGAGCAGCAUGUUUGCCGAGUGGGCUCGAUCCGCGCACUAUCGGAUCCACGCCGCUGCACCGGCUCACAUUGCCCUCCUGCCGUUUUUCACUGCCGCCGCCCAAAGCUACAGUAAGGCCUUUAUUUUCCUUUUAAACUUCUUUGAAACUUCUUUUAUGUGAGAAAAGAGCUUUUCGGGAACUCUUGAGAACCUCAGCAUCGCUUAGAAAUAUUCAGCCAAGCAGCGAAUUAAUUAUGAGGCUGUCGUUAGUCGAGCGAAAAUAAAAAGAUCUGUGAUAGAUUUAUUUUCGCUGCCUCUUUGUCGGAUAUUAUUUAUGGAAUUCACAGAAAAACUUCUGAAUCGUUACGAUGUGACACAAAAAGGGAUUUUUUUCGUAAUGAUAAAAGUGGUAAUAUGUUAGUCUUUAUCACAGAAUUCUGAAAAUUUUCUUUGAAACAAGCAUCUUGAUUCAAACUUGUUUGUCGCUGAGUGCUGUACUUGAGAUAGAGUAUAACCAGAAAAAACUUGUUUUUUUUUCUUUACUAAAAUUAUGUUAUUAGUCGUUCUUGCUAAAACCUUCUACAAAUUCGAGAAAAGAUUCUGUGAGUUGAGCGUUUUCAUCACCGUGUUGUGAACGCUGUUAAAAAAAACUCCGCUCGAACUUAGUUUAAUCUUUGUUGCCAUGGAUCUUUUAACUUCUUGGGCAGACUUUUCAGAUUUUUCAAUCUGAAAGCUCAUGCCGGCUGUUUUGACAGCAGAGACUUCAUACCCCCUAAUGGAGCUCAAUGCAAAUUGAUCCGGAACAGAAAAAAAUAUGAAAAAAAUAGUGGCGGAAGUCGUCGGAUUGCUCGUCAGAGAACAGAUGGCUCGUAGUCUCGGCGACAAGAAGAAGAGAGGGGGUGGAGGGUGGGAAACAAGUGAUUUAAGCUGGUACUUGGCGACGACAAAACACCAGAGGUGUGCAUGAAAUGACAAACGCGAGUUUGUUUGGCAGCUGUCCAUUAUACGGGGCCAGGUUGUAAGGUGUAGGUGAGAAGAAGUCACACUGGACUGCCGACGGCAUCCAUGGGUUCCACUGGCGCCUACUCCUUCCGGAGACUCACCCUUGCGCACCUCAAUGAACCUGCGACUGGACCCGUCGGCGGACGUCGGAAGAGCACGACCAGCAGUCAGGUGCAGGUCGGUCGGCCUUCCAUCACCUCGGCUACCAUCGACGCACCUAUUCCUUUCUUCUUCUACCGCAAUCCACCCUCCAGACCGCCCAGUCGGCCUCCCAGCAAGCCUCCGACUAGCAAUCGCAACUCGGCUGCUCUCAGCCGACACAACACUGUUCGCUCCAUAUUUGGUGGUCAGUAG